Aspergillus tubingensis is the source of this 1035-nucleotide messenger RNA. Its product is annotated as ankyrin repeat-containing protein. The record is from RefSeq and is a predicted model, not a curated record. Gene Ontology annotation, molecular function: protein binding. The coding region runs from base 1 to 1035 and encodes 344 amino acids. Lineage: Eukaryota; Fungi; Ascomycota; Eurotiomycetes; Eurotiales; Aspergillaceae. The transcript has a single exon.
AUGCAGCAAGAAUAUCGGGCUUGGCUUCCUAAUGAGCUCAUCCUGCACGUAUUAUCAUACAGUGAUCCCUAUGAUUUACUGAAUUUCCUACGUGCCAACCCUAAGAUCUCUUGGUUAGUGACCUCUCGACAUACUUUACGUCGGGAUGAGCUGGGAAACAAUAUACUACACCUGCUCAUAUUAGAGGAGGAGACCGACUUAAUUAUGCCUCUACUGUCUAAGGGCAUUCAGAUGGAUUCAGUUGACAAGAGUGGCCGUACCCCCCUAUUACACGCGGCAAUGAGAGGAAACGAACUCGUUGUACGGGAGCUGGUAGGCAAAGACAGUGUUGUGGUGAAUAUGCCGGAUCAUUUUGGGCGUACACCACUCUCCUAUGCAGCUGCGAAUGGACAUGAAGCAGUCGUGAAACAGCUGCUGAGGCAUGAUGGUGUAGCACCAGACUUGAAGGAUCUUCUAAGCCGAACACCCCUAUCAUAUGCGGCUGGCAACGGACACCAAGCCAUUGUGAAGCUUUUAUUGGAACGACAUGACGUUGAGGCCGAUUCUAGGGAUCAUCGCAGCAGAACACCACUGUCUCAUGCAGCUGGUAAUGGAUUUGAAGAGGUGGUAAAGCUCUUCCUUGCGCGACACGACGUUGAGGUGGACUUUCCGGAUUGCGCUAACCAGACACCAUUAUCUUGGGCGGCCGAGCGAGGAUAUGAGGGAGUUGUGAGGAUAUUGAUCCAGCGAGGAGACGUACAGACUAACCUCAUUGAUAACUCUGGUCGGACACCACUAUCCUAUGCGGCGGGAAACGGUUACGAAGGGAUUGUGAAGCUCCUGGUACAGCACGGCGAUGUCGACAUUAACUCCAAGGAUCACCAGGAUCUGACGCCGCUGUCGUGGGCGGCAGCAGCUGGCUGCGAAGGGGUGGUACAAAUCCUCACGCAGCAAGAUGGCAUUGAACUUGACUCAACUGAUGUUUUCGGACGAACACCAAUGUUAUUAGCAACCUUUGGUGGAUACGAACGAGUCUUAAAACUGCUCUUGAGAUAA